Molecule: messenger RNA, 2004 nt
Organism: Mesorhabditis spiculigera
Lineage: Eukaryota; Metazoa; Nematoda; Chromadorea; Rhabditida; Rhabditidae
Source: the annotation of a GenBank genome assembly
AUGUCUCCCACUCCAACCCCGAAAGUAAAGAUUAGCGACAAGAGGCCCGAAAUUCUUGGCGCGGCCGAGGCGAGAAGCCCGGAGGAAUCCGAGGCUGAAUCAAACGAUCUAGCCACCGAGCUCGUCCGUUUUGAGCCCCAACUCGCCCACGCGUCCGCCUUCACCCCUACCGGGCUUCCAGGAUGGUUUCAGGCAAAAACGACCCUGAUAAAGGUGCCGAGUCACCGGACAAUCGAACAGCUCGGCCGGAUCCUCGAGAAAAGCUCAUCACCAAAUAACCUAUCGGAAUCCCUACGCUGCCUCUCCAAUCCGUACCACAAAAAUAGCGGGCGAGAUGAUAUAAUUUUUGACCUGUUCAAAUUGCCUGGGACGAAUGAGGCGUCAGUCGGAAAGUUGAUUACGGUCCUAAAAGGUCUCGGCUUGCGACGAGACGAUCCCCGGCUAAAGGAAAUGAUGUCAAGGGUCCGAACGUUCACCAAAAUGGAAGAGGAACUCAACCACGAGACCAAGGACCCAAACCACUGGAAGCUGAGCCGGGAGCAAUUUUGCGAAUGCAUCUCCCCUUCAACCGAGCUGAUUUCACAAGCCCUCCAAAAUAACCUCGUCAUCCCUUGUUGGCCAGUUUUUACCGAGAAGAUCAGAGAUAUAUAUUUAAAGUGCAAAUUGAUCAAAGACGGCCAAUGCGCGCAGUACAUUCCGCAACUAGCCAGGGGUGACCCGGAAAAGUUUGGAGUAUCGAUAUGUACUGUCGAUGGGCAGAGGGCCUCCUGGGGCGAUUCCAAGAUCCCCUUCUGCGUCCAGUCCGUCUCCAAGGCGUUCACCUACGCCAUAGCUUCCUCAGAGUUGGGAGCCGAAAAAGUGCAUUCUUACGUCGGGCAAGAGCCGUCUGGCCGCUUUUUCAACGAGAUUUGCCUUGACCCGAGUGGCUAUCCCCACAAUCCGAUGGUCAAUUCCGGGGCUAUCGUGGUCGCGUCUUUAUUGCAGCCCGACCUCGACAUGGCCGACCGGUUUGAGCACGUGCUCACCGAGUACAAGAAAAUUGCCGGCGGCGAAUACGUCGGCUUCAACAACGCGACUUUCUUAUCCGAGAGGGCAACCGCCGACCGGAACUAUGCGAUCGCCUACUUUUUGAAGGAGAACAAGUGCUUCCCGGAGGGGAUGCCCUCUCUCGUCGAGACCCUCGACUUCUAUUUCCAACUGUGCUCACUGGAAGUGACCUGCGAGACGAUGAGCGUCAUGGCUGCAACAUUGGCGAACGGGGGCGUUUGCCCGAUCACCGGCGAGCGCUGUAUCGCGCCCAGCGCCUGCCGCGAUGUCCUCUCGUUGAUGUAUUCUUGUGGAAUGUAUGACGCGAGCGGGCAGUUCUCAUUCUCGGUCGGCCUCCCCGCCAAGUCCGGCGUCUCCGGAAUCAUGAUCGUCGUCGUGCCGAACGUGAUGGGCAUCGCCCUCUGGUCACCGCCGCUCGAUAAAAUGGGCAAUUCGUGUCGUGGUGUGGCGUUUUCAAGGGAACUCGUGGCGCAGUUCAACUUCCACAACUACGACUGCCUGCUCCACACCGAGAGCACCAAGUUCGAUCCGCGGCGCCACGAUAAUCGGGAACGAGAUCAGUGCGUGCCGGUGUUGUUCGCCGCGCGAGAUGGCGAUAUGCAAGCGAUUCGAAGGCUUUACAUGCAAGGCGCCGACCUGUCCGUUUCUGAUUAUGACCAACGAACGCCGCUUCACGUCGCCGCCAGCGAGGGGCAUCUAGAGGUGGUCAGAUUCCUCGUGCUCACCGCAAAAGUGGAAAUUGACGUGAAAGAUCGCUGGGGCCAAAUCCCGAUCGACGACGCCCGCGGCUUCAACCGGACGACGUGCGUGGAGUUUCUUGAAGCUGUUGCAGAGGGCAAAAACCUGGAUCAAGCCUCGGUGUCCUCCUCCUCGAUGGCGUCGAUCGAGAGCCUCGAUGCGCCGAGCGACCCCAAAUAUCAGCACUACCGGCCGCGGUUUUCAAUUGCUGACGGGCAA